AUGAGUACUAUAUCUGCUAUUAAUGAGAAGGAUAUCCAUAGACUGACUUCUGGACAAGUCAUCGUUGAUCUAGUUAGUGCCGUAAAAGAAUUAGUAGAUAACAGUAUCGAUGCACAUUCCUCUCAGAUCGAGCUCACCUUCAGGGAUAAUGGACUAGAAUAUUUUGAGUGCAGUGAUGAUGGUGACGGUAUAGCCCCAGAAAAUUAUUCUUCACUGGCUUUGAAGUAUCACACAUCCAAGAUUACCAGUUUUCAGGAUGUAUCGUCAGCUCAAACAUUGGGCUUUAGAGGUGAAGCAUUAUCGUCUUUAUGUGGAGUAGUUUCCAAGUUUUCUGUUAUUACUACCAUUGAGCCACCUCGGGCUGAUGCUCUAGAAUAUGCUAGAGAUGGUUCAUUGGUCACGAGGUCCACGGCAACACGUAAUAAAGGUUCCACUUUCCAAGUACAUAAAUUAUUCGAUACUUUACCAGUGAGAAGAAAGGAAUUUGAAAGGACGGUUAAACGACAAUUUACCAAAUGUAUUAAUCUCUUACAAAGUUAUGCUAUAAUUCAAGAAAAUAUCAAAUUUACCGUUUGGAAUAUAAGCUCCAAAGGUCGGAAAUCUUCAGUUUUGACAACUACUGGCCACCAAAGCAUUCCGAAAAAGAUUAUUAGCAUAUUUGGCUCAAAUGCUAUGCACGGUCUAUCUCAUAUCGAUAUUGUGGUAGAUUUGAAUCCUUUCAAGGAUCGUAUCAUGAAGAGGUAUCUUGAUGAUCCAACUUUUGAAAAUAUAGAUUACAAAAUUCGUUUAGUUGGUUACAUUUCCAAGAUCUCGUUUGGUUGCGGAAGAUCAUCCAAAGACAGACAAUUCUUCUAUAUUAAUAAGAGGCCUAUACAAUAUCAACAACUGGCUAAGUGCUGUAACGAUGUUUACAGAUUAUUCAAUAAUGUACAGAACCCUGCUAUAUUUUUAAACUUAGAAGUUUCUCCAUCUUUAGUUGACGUCAAUGUGACACCCGAUAAGCGGACAGUGUUAUUACACAACGAGAAAUUGGUAAUGGAUCUAAUCAAGACCUCAUUAACAGAAUAUUUUAAUGCGGAGGAUUUCUCAUUGCCUAAAAGAAGCGCAACUGUAAUGAAAACUACUAUUCCACCCAAAAGAAUCAAGACGGAAACAGAAUAUUCUUCAAGCCAAGAGUUACUUAAUGCCUUUCAAGAAGAUGUGAAGAGGCAGGUCACUAUUAGUAAAGAUGCCAUUCCAUAUGAGGUUAGUAUAAUGGACAAAACAAACAUACGUGAUCAAAGAUUGGAGGAAUCAGAUGAAAAAGAAGUAGGGGUGCAAACAACGUUAGCCAUUGAAUUAAGAGGCGAUGGGGAACACGAACCAACCAAUACAGACGAACAGUGGACCGAUAAUCCCCAUAGGUCACCAAGCUUAACAGUAUCAGAAGAAUAUGUGGAUAAUAACGCUGCGGAUAGUCUUGAAAGACCAUUGGAAUCUUUAGAGGGCACUGCCUCUUUAAAUGACGAUAUUGUCAAAGUGACAAUUGCAAAUGAACGGAGUGAACAAGAACUUGUAAGGGAAGAGGGCAAUUUAGUAGGGCUCGUUGCAGAUGAAGUGGCAAACAAGGAUGAUGUCUCGACAAAUGAUGAGGAGAUUGAUGAUGUCUUUCUAGAUGAACCUACAGUAAAGCAAGAAUUGAAUGUUUGUUCAUCCUCAAUGGGCAACAGCUCUGACAAGAUUAGGCUACUAAGUGAUUACAAACCAUCUAAUAAUACCCGUCUGUAUUCACUCAAACGGAAUUUGAGACUUCCUUCUCUCAAACGACUCAUUUCGACAGGGAUUGACAUUAGAGGUAAAUUAGAUUCCGAAAAUAGUCUGCUAGCGGAGGACGGGAUUUCCUCCUUCGAGGAUAAAAACUCAGAACUUUUGGAAGAUAGUCUUCAACAUCUGACAUUGACGGUAAAGAAGCCAGAUUUUAAAAAAAUGGUAAUAAUAGGACAAUUCAACCUUGGGUUCAUUGUUGUCACGAGGAAACUGGAUAAUAAGUAUGAUUUAUUCAUUGUUGAUCAGCAUGCAAGUGAUGAAAAAUACAACUUUGAAAUGUUGCAGAAGGAGACAGUAUUCAACUCGCAGAGGCUGAUAGCACCGCAGCCUAUGGAUCUGAGUAUAAUUGAUGAAUUGGUCGUUAUAGAUAAUAAACAAGUUUUUGAAAAAAAUGGCUUCAAGUUAUCCAUUGAUGAAGACGCUGCUCAAGGAAGGAAAAUCAAACUUCUUAGUCUCCCGGUUUCGAAGAAGACAGUGUUUGGUCUUGAUGAUUUCGAUGAGUUAAUCCAUUUAGUGAAGGAAAACAAUACAUCAGAUAAUGGUACGAUCCGUUGUUCGAAAAUUCGUUCAAUGUUCGCCAUGAGAGCAUGUCGAAGCAGUAUAAUGAUUGGAAAACCAUUGACGACGAAGAUCAUGACAAGGGUGGUUCAUCACUUAGGGGAUUUAGACAAACCAUGGAAUUGCCCGCAUGGUCGCCCCACUAUGAGACACUUAGCCGAAUUGGGGAAUUGGACGUCAUUUACGGACGACUACUCUUUGUAA
Messenger RNA from Naumovozyma castellii, 2568 nucleotides. RefSeq names its product ATP-binding mismatch repair protein (gene PMS1). The transcript has a single exon. The record is from RefSeq and is a predicted model, not a curated record. Lineage: Eukaryota; Fungi; Ascomycota; Saccharomycetes; Saccharomycetales; Saccharomycetaceae. The coding region runs from base 1 to 2568 and encodes 855 amino acids.